AUAAUCGACGGGCAGACCUUUGGUUCACAUGGCAGUCGAGUCGGUAGUCCGACGACCGACAUGCCUGUCGUUAUCCUGCAUAUAAUACAUAAAACCAGCGUAUUAGCGCCCGGACGACCCCUUGAGCACCAACCGCGUCGGUAGUAGCAUCGCGACGUCGUUUGGUAUAAAUAACAUUGCUGGAAGAGCUAUAACCGACGCGGUCUUUAUCUCGUUGUUUGUGUACUGGCAGUUUAGUGAAAAUGUGCUAUUAUGGCAUUAUGCUGGUUGUUUCAAAAACUGUUAAGUGCGUUAGCUAGUAUUCCAAUGAAAUCUACUGCUGCGCGGCCCCCGUGACCUGUGCGUAAAUGUGACUCUCUUUGAGGAAUGUUUAUCCCUGACACGUUGCGCAGCUGCAUGGUGGAGCCCGAUGUGUCGUCGUACCUGCAGACGCCGUCCUCGGGACAGGACGAGUUCCACCCUUUCAUCGAAGCACUUCUGCCAUUUGUCAAGUCAUUUUCUUAUACUUGGUUUAACCUGCAAGCGGCGAAAAGAAAGUACUAUAAAAAGCAUGAGAAAAGAAUGUCUCUGGAAGAGGAACGACAGUGUAAGGAAGCAUUGCAGAAUGAAAAAGGAGAAGUUAAGCAAAAAUGGGCAUCACGCUUAUUGGGGAAGCUUCGAAAAGAUAUUACGCAGGAGUGUCGAGAGGACUUUGUGUUAAGCAUAACAGGAAAAAGACCUGCAGUGUGUGUUCUUUCAAAUCCAGAUCAAAAAGGCAAAAUGCGCCGAAUAGAUUGUUUAAGACAAGCUGAUAAAGUGUGGCGACUUGAUCUCGUAAUGGUGAUAUUAUUUAAGGCAAUUCCAUUGGAAAGUACGGAUGGUGAGCGCCUUGAAAAAAAUCCAGACUGUACGCAGCCGGGAUUGUGUGUGAAUCCAUAUCAUAUAAAUGUGUCAGUGCGUGAAUUGGACCUUUAUUUAGCAAAUUUUAUUAAUAGUCAUGAAAUUUUAAGUGGCGUGUGUUUUAACAACAAUAACAACAAGAAAGAGGAUGACCGAAAAAAUAAAGUUUCAGGUUUUACUCAUAAUCCUUACAAUGGGGUGAUAUGCAAUGACAUCAUAUUAGCAACGGGUGUGUUUUCAUCUAAGGAACUGUGGAAGCUAUCAAAAUCAUCAAUUCUUCAUGAGAUUUCUGACUCACAACCCAACAUGAGUAAUGUUAAAUUAGAACAUCCCGCAUAUUACUGCAAUAGCUAUACUGAACAAGCUGUAGUUUCAUCCGAAAGGUCAUCAUCUGUGGAUGCUAUGGUGGUAUCUGGAACUUAUUCAAUGCCUCAGAAUACUACGAUAGUAUCGUCGAGCUCGCAAGAAAGUCCAAACUCAUUAUAUUACCAGCACAGUCCAGAAGCACAUCAUCAACAUCAAGGCCAAGUGAAAUAUCCAGAAAAUGGGCACGACACUUUGUCUGACUUUGUUACUUUUGUUUGUCAGGAAAACGACAAUAAUCAAAAUGCACAAAUGCAACCAAAUCUAUCUCGAAGUCCAAAGCAACAGUAUUUUUCAUCAACAAUGCUGCCACCUCCUCCAUUGCCACCAAUGGCACGACCCAUUGCAAUAAUUCGUUCAACGGGAGAAGUUACUAUGAGUGGGACAAAUUCUCCACCACCAAAUAUAACACCCCCUUGCAGUGAUGCAUCACCGCCUGAAGAGGUUCCUGAAUUAAAUCCUUCCCCUCCUCUUAGUCCAGGAAGUCAUGAACGGCAAAAAUCGCCAACACAACGAAACUCAGUGCCUACUAGUAAUAGCUACUCACCAUCUAGAGAUUACUCAUCUUUUAACCAUUUUCACGCUCAGCCAGGACAUUUGUUCAACUACCCCAGUAUGAGCGGAAUGUCUGGUGUUAUCAGCCCUACGAAUCUCAGUAUGUACUCACCCAGCGUGAAUACAGUUAGAGGAUCAUCUAGAUCAAGUAAUAUACCCAGGUGGAAUUUCAACCUUAAUGAAGAGGAUUUCAUGAUCACACAUACUUCAACUGGAGAACACAAUGCCAUUAUAUUAAUGGAUGAAGGUGGUGCAACCACAGGCGCAGGCCAUAAUGCCCAGUGCUGUAAUAAUACUAACAUAAUUUGUGAUGCUGACAGAUUUUUUCAUUCCGGAGACCCACUGGAUACAGACUCACCUACACCUCGUGACACCGUGGAUCAGUUGUCUCAACCUUCAAAGUCACCCUAGUCCCACAAUCAGAAUGAAAAUUCAUUAAUAUAGAUUAGCUAUUUGAAAAAUCUGCUCAAAGUUUAUUUAAGACCAAAAUAAUGUAUGUGUGCAGCACUAGUCUUUUUCACUCUUUUACGAGUAAUUAUCUAUAUAUUCCUAAAUGUUUUUAAGUAACAAUCAUUUCAACUUAUGUCUACAUAAGCAUAAGUAUUGCAUGUUUCUUCAUACCUAAUUUUUAGUUUUUUCUUUACCUAUUUCUCAGAUUUAAGUAAUUAAAAAAAAAAGGUUAUUUAAUACGUUUUAUUAUGAAAAUCGGUAACAUCAGUUUUGUGUUUUAAAUUAUUUAAAAAUAAAAGUCAUUGAUUUUUCUAGAGAUUUUAAUAGGUUUCUACCGUAUAUGUAAGUAAUUAUUUCCUGCGUCUUUGCAAAUAAUUAAAGAAUUUAUAUAUAGUCAUAUAAAUGUCCAAGCUACCCACCUAUUAAAAUUUUGUUCUAUGUCAACCUUUAUUUUUAAAAGAAUACCAAAACCGGUGUUAAAAUAGAAUAUUUUUUUUUAUUAAAACUUUAGUGUAGUACAUUUUCUUGUCUCUUAUAAAUAAUAUAUGCCUAUAAACAUCUUUUUUGCAAUGGUUAACAUAGUAAUGAUCUAUCUAUAAUAAUGAAAUUUUAAACAGAUGACCGAAAAAAAAAACGUUCUUUACUUAAAAUCCUUCCAAAAAAGUCUUACGGACGUUUUCAAUUCAUAAAUGAGUAAAAUGAGAAGGUAUGUCUGCGUCCAUGUUCAUGAUAUGACUUUUAUAAUUUAAUUCAUAAACUUGUUUUGAACUUAAGCGUUAAAUUAUACAGCAAAAUGUAUGUAGAAACUGCUCAAGUAGUGUAGGUUAUAUAGUAUAUGAUUGAUAUAGUACAUAUAAUAUAUAUAAAUAUAUAGUAUAUAUGUACAGGUAAUUUUGUGAGAAAACUUAUGUAUUAGGAUGAAGGUAGUCAUCGUGCCAACCGAGGCUGUGCAAAAUCUCUAGGGCUCGGAAUAAUAUAACGUUUAUUCAUUCUACUCGACACAAAAGUGAGUAAGCUUUAUUACUUAUCCGAGCACUACUACCAGAUAUUUGGUUAUACUUUUUCAUUUAAAUUAAUUCUUUAUUUAAUGUAAUUUGUUUGCAGUAUUUCUCUAACAACAAUUGCUAUUGCAAUACUAAAGUGUGCAAGCUGUUAAGGAAAGCCUACUUAGUCGCCAAUUUGUGAACAUAGGCUUUCCUUAUGUUUUUUAUUAUAUUUAUUAUAAUAUUUAUUUUGUUAUAUUAUAAUAAAUAUAUAUUUUAUUAAGUUAUAAUAUUACCUUGAAAAAUCAGGCACUGCUCGCAAAUUGCCUAACCUCUAUUCGCAUAAUGUAUUCUUUAAAAUUUAUAUUUUCUAUUGCCUCAGGCGAGCUUUUAAAACUAUUGAAAAGAGUUCAGUGGAAAACUUAGUUUUAAGAUACAAUUGUUAAAGUAUUUAAAAUUUUCAGUUUUAGAAUAAAUUUAUUGUUACAUACUAAUAUUUAAAGCAUUUUACAAAUGAAAGCUUAUCAUUUUAAUUUCGACUGGAAUGAACCUAAAUACUAUCUUAAAAGAGGGUUUUAAGAUUUACUCUAUAUCUUUUAAAUUUAACACAAUGAGAUACGUAAAAUCCAUCUUGCACUUUUUCUACUAUAACUAGAUAAUCUUUUUGUAGCGAGUAAUCUGUUUGCAUAGAAAAUAGCUACUUUUGUAAAAUUCUAUUAACAAUUAUGUAGUAUUACCAAUUGUAGGUAAUACUACUAUGUAACAAUGUAACAUGUAACAAUGCCAGCAUAUGGUCGAGUUGUUUUAAAAUUUAUUUCAUGAUUACGAGUAUUAUUUUUUACUGGCAGUCAUCUAUCUUACAAAUUUUCUUGUUUAUUCGAUAGGAUAAUUUAUUGAAUAUGAGUUUACUUGAAGAUCCUAUUGGCUCAACGUACAAAAUGUCUCAGCCACCCAUGGCGAACUCAAGAGUUGGUGACGUUUUAAUGCGUUUCCAAAAUAUUAUUUGUGUCGUCAUUUGGUGAUGGAAGUCCAUUCGGUAUAUCAAUUGCCUGGUUUUGGAAGUAUAGCAAAAAAUGAGUGGUCGUGUUACUAGCAAUUCUACCACGUGCUGUCACAUUUCUAAUCAAAAAAAGAAUAUACAACUAAGACAUUUAGGUUUUUCAGCCAGCAUCAAGUUUUUGAGCAAAAAGUUUUUUGGCUAUUUAGCUACUAGUAAAAUUACAUCUCAUAAAUAACUAUUUUAAGUAUAAAGUAAUCAGUUAGUGGUUUAAUAUAAACAAUUAGAAAAAAAUAAACAUUCAUUUAAUCAAAAAAACUUAUGGACUCAAAAAGUUCGACAACGAGUGGUUGUCGGUCAAGAGCAUUUUAAUUGUUAUUGUUUUUUAUUUUAUUUAAAUAUUAUCAAAAGCUUUCAUAAACUGAAUUUUUACUAGAAACUAAACGAUUUUGUUAUUCUUUACGACGCUUUUAAUAACAUUUUUUAUUUGAAUUAUGAGUGAGAAAAAAUAUAAAAAGAAUAUAAUUAGCUUAACAAAUUUAGCAUUUCUUUUGAAAUUUUCGGCCAAUAUGUUUUAGUUAUAAAGUUUUACUGAUAUAUGCAAUUUUUUUUUUGAUGAAAAAUUGUAUUUGUAAAAUGCUUUUCUAAAUAAGUGUAAUUUUAGAUGUAAGAAUAUUGUGUGAUACAUUUGAAAGAUAAGUUUGUUUGACACUUAUAUUUCGGUAAAAUUACAAGUGACCUUAAAUAAUACGAAUGAAAAGACUUUUAUGCAUAAUACUUUAAUCUGCAAUUUAUUUAAUAAGUUUGGCAUUGUAUAUAUUUACAUUUUAGACACUACUAACAAAUAAAUAUAAUAAUAAUUAUUAUAAUUAUGUAAAUACAAAAUAGUUGUUUAGUAAUAUUAAAUUAUGCAAAAUUAAGUUACCUGCAAACAAUAUGUCGAUGUAGAAGAUAUUAAUAUAUAUUAGGCACUUUAUAUUUAUAGGAAAAAGAAGCAUCUUCGAUUUAUUCUGACGACACUAAAGAAAGUAUAUUAUAAUAAGGAUCACAAUUGAAUAAUUGAAGGUGAGAAUCUUGGUUUCCAAUUCUGAUUUAAUAAUUGAUAUGUUUAAUUAUAAAUAGGAGUUACACUAAUUUAAUUUGAUAAAAUUUUUAUUACAUUUCUUAGUAUAUUAAAAAUCCUAAAUAUAAUAUAAUAAUUAAUUUUUUUCCUUGAAUUGCAACAUCAUUUCCUUUACAUCUUUAAGAAUUCACGUUUUUUUUGCAUUGUAACUAAAAUAUUGGCUACAAAUACCGGUUUUUUAUGGACAGUCUAUGUGCUAUUAAAAAAAAAAACGACUAUGUAAAUACGCAAUUUAUUAUAAAAAAGUCUUGACAAAAAAAGAAAGAAAACAUUUUUACUCAGAAAUUUAGGGACAUUUGCAACUGCUUUUUGCUUAAUACUAACUAGUACUUUUAAUAUUUUAGUUUAAUAUAUCUAUCAGACCUAAGAUACUUGAGCAAACUUUACUCCGUAUAUCUGAAAAAAACCUUUUAUUUUUAGUUUAUUAUAGAUUUAAAAUAUAGCCAACAAUAAUAAGGUUUGACAAUUUUGGUAUAUGCAGCUAGAAUAGACGAUAGGAUGAUCUCAAAAGUUUUUUUUGAAAAUAUGUUUAUACAUCACUGACCAAUUUCUUUCUUCGGUAUCGAAAUCUUUAUGCAUUAACAUGCAACAGAAAUUGAUAAGCAAAGUUUUAGGUUAAAAAAAACUCUCGGCAUGGAAUGCGAUUAAUUUGGUCGACCUCUAGUAAAUAGAGAAAUAAUAUUGUUUUCUUUUUAACUUAUUGGGAGAUUUUUUAUUGCAUGUUAAUACAUUGAUUUUCGCACCCGAGACUGAGUUGGCUAGUGCGCGUAUAUAAAAAUUGAUACUUUAAAGUGUGUGUCUCGAAUUGAAAGUUUUAUGCAGGUGCCAUAGAACAGGUCAAACUCCUAAUAUCUAUUGGGCUGCAUCCAGACGCUAAGGUAAUAUAAGCAAUUUUGGCUUAUUGUUGACCACUGGCUACCUUGGGCAUUCUGCCCAAUGCACGCCGAUCCAUCGCUAGCUUUAGCCUGAAUGACAUGGGCAUUUUGGGCAAGACUUUGGUCUAUAAUGUUGACUCAUAUUGGCCACGUCGUCUGGAUGUGGCUUUAACAAUUUUUGUUGAGUCGCUUUUACUAAUGCAGUGUAAACCCGCUCAAACGUACUCUAAGAAACUUACUAAAACUUUUAUUGCAGGGAUAUAAUUAGCGUUAUUUGGUCACUCAGCUUGAAUUAGUUAGAUUAUUUAAAUGGUAUGUUUCCAGAACCACAAAACUACGGUUAUCUAAUCUAAUAAUUUCAUAUGAAAGACUGUAUUAUGUACCCGGAGUUUAAUAGGCGCACGUAGUAGUUUAUUUGAUAACUAAUAUAUUAUGUGCAUCAUUAACCUGCUGUUUAAUUUAUAUGUUAAUUUGCUUAAAAAUUUCUGCAUUGCUGGCCUGCAUUUUACUGCAGUACGCUAAUACAUUUUUUGGGAUAUAUACCUUAUUAUUUUUUAAAACAUAAUUUAAAUAAAAUUGAUGUGAUUUACACUGGUGACCAAAAGUAGAUUGACAACUACUUGUUUUUCAAAUUUGUUUAUAUCACGGUUUAGGAAAUGAUAAAUUAGGUGGGACAGUACCUGAUUAAAAAACAACGGAUCCUAUUUGUAAUGUUUAAUUAUAUUUAAACUAUUUAUUCGUAAUACCCAAUUUUAUUAAAAAAAAUUAAAAAACUCAACAAUUUUCAAGUGGCCAAAAUUUAAUUGACGAAUUCAACGCUUACUAAAAUAAAAAUAAGUAUAGGAAAUUUAAAGGGUUUUAUUUAAUAAUGCGUUUCAUAGCCCCUAUUUCUUCUCACUUCCACCAACCUUUUGAGCAUUGACCUAAUUAAAUUGUCAAUAUAGGACGUGUCAAUGGAUAUCCAGCAUGCCUUCAAAGCUUCAAAAAGUUCUUGUUUAUUUUCGAAAUUUUUACAUCGGAUGUGACGAUCAAUGUAAUCCCAAAUGUUCUUGAUCGAAUUUAGGUCUGGUGACUGUGACGGCCAUUUGAUAACAUUAAUUUUUUCUUGGGUUAAUCAUUGCUUAACGACCUUGGAUGCGUGUUUCGGAUCAUUAUCAUGUUGAAAGCAGUAGUUGAGUGGCAUAACUUCAUCAGCGUAAGGUACCAUAACAUCCUGCAGUAUGUCUUUAUACAUGAAACGAUUCAUCAUGCCUUCUAUCAAGUGUAGUGGAUCCAUCCCAUAGCCCGAAAAACACCCCCACACCAUCACGGAACCACCUCCAUGCUUGACUGUGGACACCAUAUAUUUGGGAUCAUACCUUUGGUUCACAGGACGCCUAACAUAUCUUUUGCCAUCCGAAUUAGACAAAUUGAACUUUGAUUCAUCACUAAAAAUAACUUUUUUCCAUUCGGAGACUAUCCAGUGACUAUGUUCUCGAGCAAAGCUCAAUCCUGCCCGUACGUUUUUUAAACUUGGCAGUGGUUUCUUUGCAGGGCGUCUUGUUUUUAAAUCACUAUAUUGAAGUCUCCUUUUAAUGGUACGACAACUAACUGAACCCACACCUUCUUCUUCCAAAUGCAGCUUGAUUUCUUUUGAAGUUGCGAAUGGGUCAAGUUUUGCUUUUUUCAAAAUUAAUUUGUCAACACAACUAGUGGUCUUCUUUGGUCGGCCAGUUUCUUUUAGAGGAACAUCACUUCGACGGAGAUUAAAAUUUUUUAUUAUUUGACUUACUGCUGGCCUCAAAAGACAAAAAUUUUCGAGCAAUAUCCGCCUGUUUAACCCCUUUCCGGUAAUCGUCGAUUAUUCGCAUCUUAAUAUCGAUCGAUAAAUUUAUAUCACGUGGCAUUGUGAAUAUUUUUCAAAACUAAUAGUAAGGAAAGUCAAAUCAACAGAAACCAACGCAUAAAACUCAGAGACUGAAAAAAUAUGUUGUUUGUCAAUCCAAUUUUGGCCACCUAGCAGUCAAACAAAAUUAUUGGAAUUUGAUAAAAGCAAUAAAAAUCUAUGGAAUUUGUUUCUUCAAACUAUGUUGUUUACAUUCCUGAACACUAAUAAGCUCAACCGGUUUUUCCUUUGCUUCAGAUAAAAUAUAUCUUUGUAUAAAAUUUGUCAAUCUUCUUUUGGCCACCAGUGUAUUUUAAGAUGCUUCUUUUUUAGCAACCAUGCAAAAUACAGGUUGUAUUCACAAAUAAUUUGUUUACUUUGUUUUAAAAUAAUAUUUUUGUUUAUAUGAUAAAAUGCUUCUGUAUAUCUAUCGACAAAUAAUCUUCUAAUUAAUAAUCCGAUUCUUCUGAGUCUUUUUUAGGGCUGCCUUAAUGAGUCUAUCCCUAACACUAUUUAAAUAUACAGAAGCAUUUUUGCCAAUUAUCUUACUCACCUAACGGCAGAAGGAAAUUUUCUAUACAACCUUCCUUCUUAGAAAAAAAAAUUGUAAAAAUUUUAAUAACUGUUUAUGAUGUAACUUUAUUGAUGGUUGUUAGAAGAUUUUUCAAGAAGAUUGUUUUAUAAGUUGAUUUUAACAUGUUUUACUUUUCAUCGGAGGGAGUUUGCUAAUCAUUAACAAAAAAAUUGAGACAUUCAACAAUAUAAGUAUUAAAAAUUAUUAGUAUAAAACCUUUAUUGGCCGCAAGACCAAAAACGUUAUCUAACACGGCUGACUAGCAAUACCAUUAAUCUUUUAAUUCAAAUUUACACCAUUAAUUUUUUUUUAUUGUAUGGUGCCCGUACAUAUAAGGCGUUUUAAAAACCAAGCUUUAUGAAAGAUUAAGUCAUGAUAAAAAAAUUAUAGGCUAAAUCUUUAAUCAGAUAAAAAUGUCAAAAAACUCGAAAAAGCUAUUAACGUUGUAGUAUUAAAUCAAAUGAAGAAACUACUUUAAACUGUUAAGAGAUAGAAAAUUAACUAUUUUUGCAAUUUUUUUAGUAUUCUCUAAUAAAAUUUUCUCAAUGUCCUACAGAAAACCACAUCAGAUCCUAAAAUAAAUUAAGUUAGCACUAAAAAUUUGUUAUCUGUUUCUUUUAAUUCUAAACUAGUUUCUUACGAAUAACUGAACAAAUUAUUUUCAUUUAAAAGAUAUGCUUUGCGAAUCAAUUAUCUAUGGACUGUAGUUAUUUUUUUAUCAUUAUAAUUUUUGAUUUAUCUUCUUGGAUAUUUUAGUUGCAAAUUUUAGGCUGCAAUUCAUCUUUCUCAUUGCUGAUUUAGACAGUCUUUAAAAAUUUUGAUGUUUAAAAGUUGCAAAUAUAAAAUGACUUGCAAUCUACAUAUGUUUCGAUUUCACAUUAUCCAGAUGUCCCACUUACUUAAGAUGAAAAUGUUUUGAACCAAAGAUAAUUGCCUGACUUUAAACAUAAUCUCAGUAGUCUCAGUAACUAUAUUAGAAAUGUAAAGCACCGACACAUGUGAACAGAACUUCAUUAUUUAUAAAUAAAAAUAAGCACCGAAAUGCUAUAAAGUAAUUGUAUAAAUUAGCUUAUUGUAAAUAAUAAGGAAGUAACAUCAAAAUCCGGUUUUUCUGCUUUUGUAAUUAGUAUAAUAGUAACACGUUAAACGCUUGUCUUCCAGAUUUGGUAAAAUGUGUGCAGCAUUGUUAUAUUGCAUUAUUUAUUUAUUAUUUCAUUGUUUUCUAAAUAUUUAUAAAUACCAAUAUAUAAAAUAAAUAUUUCAUAUUAUUUUUUUUAAUUAAAUAUUUAUUGUGGUAUUUGUCAUUAUACAUUAUACAUUUAUAUGUUAAUUUAAUAAAUGCAUUAAAUUAUUUUUCUCAUGAGAAAAACAAGGCUUUACACAUUAAACACAAUAUUCAGCAGUGAACUGAGUUCGUGCCUUAGUAUAACAAUAAUGUAAAAACAUACUUCAUAAGUCAUAUGUAAUAGAAGUAAACUCCCGUACAAGUUGUAUUAUUCCCAACGAAUGCACUAUAAAUUCUUAAAAGCCUAUCUGAAACAUCUUUUAUUACGAAAUAUCAACUGCAAUAUGUUAUAUUUUAAUACCUUAAUCGGUCAUAAACCCUAUCUACAUUAAUAAAUAAAAGUACUUAUGUAACUGAAAGUAACAGUUUUAAAAAAUAUUUUUAAUUAUUUUAUUUGGUAUUUAAUGCUAAUAUGUGGACACCUUAUUUUUAGGUUUAAUCCAAAUUCUGGUCUUAAAUAAAACUAAAUAUUAAGAUAAAAAUAAUGAUUCGCACAAUAAUAAAAUAUUUUAAAUAUACAGUGAGUUUCGGAAUAAAGACGACUAAGGGUUCAGUAAAAAAGGCUAUUUUAAUAUGGUUAUUUAAGUCUAAUUUAAUAAGUUUUAAUAUGGUUAUCAACUUAGUAAAGAGAAGAGAGGGAAGUUAUCACCUAAUUACAAAAAGUAAAGCAAUAUUAUUGAAAAAGAAAAUUAGCAUGGUGAGUUAAAUAAUAAAAGGAUAUGUUUGUUGGGAUAUUCGGUAAGUUCAAAAGCAGAAAAAAUAAAGGUACUCGCCGACACGUGUUCUGUUUAUUGGCAUUUUCAAGAAACACGUGUCAGCGAAUACCACCUUUAUUUCUUCCGCUAAAAACCUAUUCUUUUAUCAUAAAAUCAUAAUGCUUGAUUUUUGUGAAAAUAGAAAAGUGACGAUACAUAAGAUUUUUAUAUCUCGAUUGAUUUUAGUAAAAAGGCAUUUAGUAUAAAAAACAUAAAUAUGUUAUAUAUAUCUUGUGUGGCAAUCUAAUCUGUAGCUAUGGGGUAUUGGUAUGGGGAACGCAGAAAAGAACAUGGCUGAUUUCAUUCAUAAACUGUCCAGUGGUAUAUGCAAUUUUAUAUAAUCAUGAUCAUAUACCAAUAAACAUGCAAACAUAAAAGAAUUUUGAACGAAAUUGCUAUUAAAUACUUCAAUAUCAGUAAAUACUUUUAGGCACAACCAAAUACCAUAUGGGUGCACGCAGGAUCUAUGUCAAAUCGCGGGUCGAAUUUCUCUAUAGCAAUGAACAUAGCAACCAUUUAGGUGCCAUUAGAUCGCAUAAACACAACACUUUUGGGUGACGUUGCCAUUGUAACCAAUACCGUAAAACCUUUGGAAAAAAAUUAAUUUUAUGUUAUAUUUAGUAUAGCAAGAAAAUAUAAUUAUUAACUUCAAAGAUCAUGUUACAAUUCUCAAAAUAUUUUUUACGGUUGUACGACAUUCAAAUUUAAAUUAAAAUAACGACAAUCUUAAUUCCUUUGUUCGAAUUGAACUGUUGGCAACAUCGAAAACUUAUGUCCGAAUUCCUUUCGUAGCAGCAGAUCGAUAGCCAUACAAUACUUUUGUAAUUUCUAUCAAAAAAGUUGCAUAUACAUAUAUAUGUAAGAUAUCUUUUUUUAAUGUCUGCUUCAAGUAAAUGUCUGUCUUAAAUAUUUUUUUUUAAUUAAAAAAAAAACGUUUUAAUUAAAAACAAAAUUCAUUAAUUGUAAGUAUAACAAAAACGUUACUUUUGCAACUAAAACUUCCCCAUUGUGAAAAAAAAUUGCACUCGCGAAAGAUAUUUCCAGUUCGUCGACUCAAGUCAACUCAAGUCACUCUUACUUUGCUUUCAAAAAUAAAUUAAAGAAAAUGACACUACAUACUUUCUUCAAAAAUAGAAUUUAUAACUGAUGAAUCGUAGUCCUUUGUUGACUACUCUUUAAAAAUAUGCACUGCUUGCAUAGUUAAGCAGCAUUUAAAUUUUCUAGAUUUUGACAUAAUUAAGUAAAUGAAUGAUUCAAUAAUUAUGAAUUCAUUAGUUUAAUUCUAAUAAUUUUGCGUUGGUUUUUAAAAUGUUCAAUAGCCCGCACAAAUAAAAAUAAUUAUUACAUGCGACUUACAAAUGCUGUAGGUACAAAGAUAUAUUUAAACUGGACAUUUGUUAUUUAAUCUAUUUCUUCGACUAAAAAAAGUGUUCUUUUGCUGCAAUAUUUCCGAUUUAUAAACUAUAAAUAGAAAACUUCCAUAAUUUUACAAAUAUAUAAAACCUUUACGGAUUUUUUCUAUAUAUAGCUGCAGCUAAUUACUUAAUUAAUAAUAUUGCUCUUAAAUUAAAAAAAUAUGCCUGAAAGAUCCCACAAAAGUAUCUAUUUGCCUAGACAUAAAUGAAAGUAAAAAAUUAAAAUUAUUGCUAUAAAUAUGUAUGUAAAGUGUAAAUAAAACCCUCAUUCUAUGGCACGAAAUUUGUGUAAAUAAUUAUUAACACAAAUCUUAUAUAUUUGUUAUUUGUUAUAACACAUCUAUUAAUAAAUAUUUAGGAAAAUGCUUUAAAAUUUAAAAAAUCGCUAUUACAAUAACUUACGAUUAGUGAACACGACAAUAAAUUAUAUUAGAUUUAUAUUUGUUAAUGCAAAUAUCGUAAGAAGCAUUGUAGACUUUUUUUACACUCAAUUUACAUAAUCUUAAUUGUCCCGGUACACAGCCUGGUUAUACCUGAAUUGCCUUUAAACACAUAGAAUACAGAUAACUGUCCCUGCAAUUGCAAUUUUAAUAUAAAUUUUUAGUAGAAUUUUAAAUUUAUUAUUAGAUCAUUUUCAACUCUAAACGUAUUUGUGGUCGGUAUUGAUAAAGCUUAAAUCUUGUUCAAAUUCCACGACACAGUUCUAUAAAUCUAUAAUAAAAAGAUAUCACGUUUCAAAUAUUAUGUUUAACUAUUGCCAUUAGUGAUUGUCAUCAUAUUUUUAUUUAAAAAUACUUUAUGUAUUUGAAAUAGUAUGAAGAAAAUCAAUGAUAAAUUAAACAAUGUUGUGAUUACAUAAAGAAGAAAUUUCAGAAGAAAAUGUAUAAGAUUUCACAAAUAAUAUAAAUUUAACUCACCCUCAUAACCCCGUAAAUAACCCCCAGGUUGUAUAAAUUCAUAUCGUUGAUCGGCUAACGUAUUUAAACUCUUAGGAGAUUCUAAUUUUUACUUAUAGGUUUUUGUAGUAAUUUAAUUAAUUUAUUAUUAUGUCAAGUAAUUUCUAUGAAGGUAUAAUAAUUCAUUUCACGACACCUUAGAAUAAAACUAGUGUACAUAUUAACGAAAAAUAUUCCUUGCAAAUAAAUAUUUAUAGAAACGGGUGAUAUUUAACCAGUGCCAUUGAUAUUGUUGAUUACAUUGUUAUAGGCGUAUAUGUAUUGUAUACGUUAAGUAGUAGUAAUUUUGUUAUUAGAAAGCUUAAAAUGAGCAUUGUAUGUAUUUUAAUUUUAGAAAUAAAUUGGAGGGUUUCUUUAAUGUUUA
Messenger RNA from Anthonomus grandis grandis, 13438 nucleotides. It is a transcript of the gene NfI, whose product is annotated as nuclear factor 1 X-type. The record is from RefSeq and is a predicted model, not a curated record. Lineage: Eukaryota; Metazoa; Arthropoda; Insecta; Coleoptera; Curculionidae. Gene Ontology annotation, molecular function: DNA-binding transcription factor activity, RNA polymerase II-specific; RNA polymerase II cis-regulatory region sequence-specific DNA binding. Gene Ontology annotation, cellular component: nucleus. The transcript is spliced from 11 exons. The coding region runs from base 367 to 2208 and encodes 613 amino acids. Gene Ontology annotation, biological process: regulation of transcription by RNA polymerase II.